Molecule: messenger RNA, 678 nt
Organism: Protobothrops mucrosquamatus (brown spotted pit viper)
Lineage: Eukaryota; Metazoa; Chordata; Lepidosauria; Squamata; Viperidae
Gene: TSGA13
Product: testis specific 13
Exons: 5
Coding region: 1-678 (225 amino acids)
Source: RefSeq, a predicted model, not a curated record
AUGAGCAGUUUCUUCUUGAUGCACGAGCUGCAUUUCUCUCCCCAUCCGAACCUGACCCAAUAUUUCAUCCCUCUGACCGAUGCGGAUUUUCAAGAGCGCUUGGAGCAGCACCGGAGGGAGACGGCCGUCAUGCUCAGGUCUUCGGAAUUCAACCAGGACAAGACGGCGCUGAUCGUCACCAACAGCCCGUUUCCUCUGCUGGUCUCCGGCACGCACCUGGCCACCCCUUUCCAGUACUUCCCCAAAGACUGGUUGAGGAGGCCUUUCCCGCAGAGCUUCCGGGAUCAAACCCCUCGCGGCUUGCCCCCGGUAGGGGGCUCAUCCAAGGAAGCCCCUGGGAUGGAAACCAAAAAGCUGAAAAUCCCGGGCCAACUCAGGUUUACCAACAAGAAGGAUUUCAAAGGCGAAGCCCAUUUUUCCAAAAAUUACGCCGAGAGGCGUUUGCAAAGGUUGUAUCCCCAGUUACACCUUCAUUCCAGAUUAGAUGACUGGAAAAACCAACCCCUUCCCAGGAUUCAGGGGUGGCCUGCCGCCAAGAUUCAGUGGGAGCCCCUGACCCUUUCCUGCCUGACUGAAAUGAAGCCCACCUUUCUUGUCCCCGGAGAAAACGGCUUUAGACACGGGAAAGCUCCUCUCUGGAUUGUAAAUAACUCAGUGGUAUUAAAUUCCCCCCAGUAA